This is a messenger RNA of Penicillium antarcticum, 852 nucleotides long. RefSeq lists its product as uncharacterized. The transcript has a single exon. Gene Ontology annotation, cellular component: membrane. The record is from RefSeq and is a predicted model, not a curated record. The coding region runs from base 1 to 852 and encodes 283 amino acids. Lineage: Eukaryota; Fungi; Ascomycota; Eurotiomycetes; Eurotiales; Aspergillaceae.
AUGGAUACUCAGCGAACCCUCGUUUUGAUCACUGGUGCAAACCAAGGCAUUGGUUACGAAGUUGCCAAGCUCCUCCUCUCCUCACAAGAGAAUUAUUACAUUCUUCUCGGUUCUCGGGAUGCAGAGCGUGGCGCUAAAGCCGUUGCUGAGUUGGACCCCACUGGUCAAUCGGUGGAGCUGGUCACCAUCGACGUAAGCGACGACGCCUCAAUCGAGCAAGCAGCAGAGCACGUCGACUCAAAACAUGGGCGCCUCGAUAUUCUCGUAAACAACGCGGGCAUCAACAAUGAGCUCGAUGCUCUCUUGCAGCAGCGAAAAAAGCAAGAAGAGAAUAACCCCGAUGGAUCAAGCGACUUUGUAAAGCUGCGAGAAGAAAUGAAGCUGCAAAAGACUAAGAAAGCCGACCUUUCCCAGCUUCGAAAGCUAUACCGCGAUGCAUACGAAGUCAACGUCUUCGGUGCUGCUGCAACAACUGAGGCCUUCAAAUCUCUUCUUGCGAAAGCCGUAGCCUUACCACCCCGCAUCGUCUUCGUUUCUUCGCACACGGGGUCGAUGGGGCUACGGAGUGAACAAUCACUUGGGAACUGGGAGAAGCUUCGCAGCCCUUCCUUCCCGAUCUACCGCAGCACCAAGGCAGCUCUUAACAUGUUAACGCUGCAUUAUGCGGCAUUGUUCGAAGAACAGGGGUGGAAGGUCAAUGCCUCGGCUCCAAAUCUGACUGCGACCAAUUUCUCGCGUGGGACCGGACGGCCUGCAUCUGAAUCUGCUGUUAAUAUUGUACGGUUGGCGACUUUGUCGGCCGACGGGGAGACAGGCACGUAUUCUGAUGAGAAUGGGACUGUGCCGUGGUAG